AUGGCGUCACCUACGGCCACCAUUUUCGAGGUUCCAGUGAAUGUAGGCACGAAGGAGGAGCAGGAGGCGGCUCCUGCUGAGCAGUACCCGACGACCGAUUUCGGGUUCAUUCCGAUUCCUCGACGACUUCGUUAUCAACCCGAAAAGCCUUUCCACUUUGGACUGCUCAUGAACAUCUCGUUCGGCUUCGCGAGCACUUUCAUGGUCGCCAACCUCUUCUACUGCCAGCCAUUGCUCAUUCAGUUCUCGGAUUCGUUUGGUGUUUCGUACGAAAAGGUCUCAACAAUUCCGACCCUAACGCAAGCAGGGUAUGCCCUCGGCCUUCUCCUCAUAUCUCCCCUAGGCGACCUCGUCCGGCGGCGCCAGCUUAUCAUCGCGCUCGUCUUCAUGUGCAUGCUGCUCACCGUCGGCAUUGCGGUAACCACCAACCUCAUCGCCUUCCAAGCGCUCUGUUUCCUCGCUGCGAUCGUCACCGUCGUCCCGCAAAUCCUGAUGCCGCUCACCGCGGACCUCGCGCCGCCAGAGCGCCGCGCAUCCGCGCUCGCGGUCGUACUCUCCGGGCUGCUGCUCGGCAUCCUGCUCGGCCGUGUCCUCGCGGGCGUGAUAGGCAACUUCACGAGCUGGCGCGUGGUGUACUACAUGUCCGUCGGUGUGCAGGGCGUCGUGUUCGUCGGCGCGUAUUUGCUCCUGCCCGAUUAUCCGGCCAAGAAUAAGAAUUUGACGUACUUUGAUAUCUUGUAUACAAUGGCGAAGUUUGUGGUGACGGAGCCGCAGCUCGUGCAGGGGAUGCUGAUCAAUUUUGCGUCGAGCGCUUGCUUUACGGCGUUCUGGGUCACGCUCACGUUCUUGUUGGGCGGGCCGCCCUAUUAUUAUUCCACGUUAGUAACGCUGGUGAUUGGACUCUUCGGUCUCGUAGGCAUGCUGGGCGUCAUGACCGCACCAUUCACCGGACGAUUCGUUGACAGGCUCGUACCAUGGUACGGCGUCCUGAUCGCCUCAUGCGGCAUGCUCGUGUUUUCUGCCAUCCAGACUGGCGCCGGAGCCGUUAGCAUCGGCGCUGUCGUUAUCGUGUGCUUUGGACUGGACGUUUUCCGCCAGACGCAGCAGGUGUCGGUCGCGACGAACGUGUUCAGCAUCGAUGCCUCGGCUCGUUCUCGGCUGAACGCUGUUCUCAUCCUCUCGACGUUCACCGGUCAAGUAGCUGGCACAUCAGCUGGCACGACCGUUUUCCUGCAAUAUGGCUGGCGUGCGCUGGGCGGGUUCAUGAUGGCCCUCUGCGGGUUCAUGAUCCUCAUACUGUUCGUCCGUGGUCCGCAUGUGUCGCGGUACAGGUGGGUGGGGUACCAGGGCGGGUUCGAGUCAAGAAAGAGUGUCAUAGACGAGAGGAAGAAGAAGGAAAAGGAAAAGCGGGAUUUGGAGGCGGGGAAUAAUGCAAGCAGGAACGAGAACGAGAGCGAGAAGUCUCCUGAGGCAACAGCUCCAGAAGAAGGAAGACCAGAGGAAGUAGAGAUGCCCGAGGUGCAGGAGGUUGGGUAUGCCAUGCAAGGGGACUCAGAGUCAGAGAGGGGGAACCCUUAG
Coniophora puteana RWD-64-598 SS2 is the source of this 1578-nucleotide messenger RNA. RefSeq names its product MFS general substrate transporter. Gene Ontology annotation, molecular function: transmembrane transporter activity. The transcript is spliced from 7 exons. The record is from RefSeq and is a predicted model, not a curated record. Gene Ontology annotation, biological process: transmembrane transport. NCBI's taxonomy places the organism in Eukaryota, Fungi, Basidiomycota, Agaricomycetes, Boletales, Coniophoraceae. Bases 1 to 1578 code for a protein of 525 amino acids.